GUGAAUGGUAGCGAGAGGGAGUUGCUGGGGGGCGGAGUUGGACUUCGGCUGACUGACAGGUUCCACGAAACCAGAAAACCUUUUCAUUAAAGAGAAAAACCGGAGAAUAUACAGGACACUGCUGCUGGCUCCCUGCAUCAUCCCAAUGAAAGGAGAGAGAGAGAUCACGACCAAGAUGGACCCGUCUAACGGGCUGGACCGGCCGCCGGACAGCGUCCCGCACACCGAGGUGAAGAUGAAGGACAGGGGACAGUGGAGCAACAAGCUGGAGUUUGUGCUGUCUGUGGCCGGAGAGAUCAUCGGAUUGGGAAACGUGUGGCGCUUCCCGUAUCUCUGCUACAAGAACGGAGGAGGUGCAUUUUUCAUUCCCUACCUGAUCUUUCUCUUCACCUGCGGUAUUCCCGUGUUUUUCCUGGAGAUUUCUCUGGGUCAGUUCACCAGCGAGGGAGGGAUCACAUGCUGGAGGAAGAUCAGCCCACUGUUUGAAGGGAUCGGAUACGCCACUCAGGUCAUCGUGGCUCUGCUGAACUUCUACUAUAUAAUCGUUUUGGCCUGGGGAAUAUUUUACCUGUCCUUCUCCUUCUCCUGGAUCCUGCCGUGGUCCUCCUGCAACAACACCUGGAACACAGAAUCCUGCAUAGAAUUCCAAAGACGGAAUGAAUCCAUUGACCAAAGUCACCUAGAGAACGCAACAUCGCCCGUGAUCGAGUUUUGGGAACGCAGAGUUUUGCGGAUCUCGUCUGGGAUUGAGGAGAUAGGAACGCUGCACUGGGAUCUGGUCCUCUGUCUGUUGCUGGCCUGGGUUCUCUGUUAUUUCUGCAUUUGGAAAGGCGUCAAAUCCACCGGCAAGGUGGUGUACUUCACUGCGACCUUCCCAUAUGUUAUGCUGCUGAUUUUACUGAUCCGAGGGGUAACCCUGCCAGGAGCAUCCCGUGGGAUCAAGUACUACCUUUAUCCCGACCUGGGGCGAUUAGCAGACCCGCAGGUGUGGAUGGACGCAGGUACGCAGAUCUUCUUCUCGUAUGCCAUCUGUUUAGGUUGCCUCACUGCACUCGGAAGCUACAAUAAAUACAACAACAACUGCUACAGGGAUUCUCUGGCCCUGUGUUUCUUGAACAGUGGAACCAGUUUUGUCGCAGGUUUUGCCAUCUUCUCGAUUCUCGGCUUCAUGUCUUACGAACAGAACGUCCCGAUCUCAGAAGUGGCUGAGUCUGGUCCUGGUUUGGUCAUUGCGUAUCCGCGAGCAGUGUCCAUGAUGCCCGUCUCUCCGCUGUGGGCCUGUUUCUUCUUCAUCAUGAUUGUUCUGCUGGGCUUGGACAGUCAGUUCGUGUGUGUGGAGAGUCUGGUCACAGCUACGGUGGACAUGUACCCCACUUUCUUUCGUCGGAAGAACCGCAGAGAGCUGCUGAUCCUCGUCGUGGCCGUCGUGUCCUUCCUCGUGGGUCUCAUCAUGCUCACAGAGGGUGGAAUGUAUGUCUUCCAGCUGUUUGAUUACUACGCUGCCAGUGGGAUGUGUUUGCUGUUCGUUGCUAUUUUUGAGACGGUGUGCAUCGCUUGGAUAUACGGUGCUAAUCGGUUCUAUGACAAUAUCGAGGACAUGAUUGGUUACCGUCCCGGGCCGUAUAUUAAAUACUGCUGGCUCUUUUUCACCCCAGCCACGUGUUUUGUGAGUCAUUUAACUUCUUUACUUUAUUUUUUUUAG
This is a messenger RNA of Carassius auratus (goldfish), 1702 nucleotides long. Its product is annotated as sodium- and chloride-dependent GABA transporter 2-like. The record is from RefSeq and is a predicted model, not a curated record. Gene Ontology annotation, biological process: nitrogen compound transport; sodium ion transmembrane transport; amino acid transport. NCBI's taxonomy places the organism in Eukaryota, Metazoa, Chordata, Actinopteri, Cypriniformes, Cyprinidae. Gene Ontology annotation, molecular function: gamma-aminobutyric acid:sodium:chloride symporter activity. Gene Ontology annotation, cellular component: cell projection; plasma membrane.